Molecule: messenger RNA, 1071 nt
Organism: Acanthaster planci (crown-of-thorns starfish)
Lineage: Eukaryota; Metazoa; Echinodermata; Asteroidea; Valvatida; Acanthasteridae
Product: 5-hydroxytryptamine receptor 6-like
Source: RefSeq, a predicted model, not a curated record
AUGGCGCCUGCCAAUGAUACAGUGCCUUUGGUCUUGAGCGCGACUUUGAUGGCGUACUCGGACGGGCCUGGGACGCCUGCUGACAGUCCCUACAGCCCACUACUGACCGGUCUGCGGACAGGCUUCAUCGUGCUGACCGCCCUCGUGAUCGUCGGCGGGAACGCCUUCAGUCUCACCGUCAUCCGAGUCGUCGACUCGCCCCGAUUUCCGCCCAGCUCCAAGGUGUUCCUGUCGUACGUCAUUCUGUCCGAUUUGGUGUACGGCGUCUUCAGCAUGAUUUUCAUCGCCCCGGCGGCACUGAACCACUGGCCGUACGGUCAGUUUCUUUGCGAGGCCAGCCACGUCGUCGAGAAUUGGAUAUGCGCCUGCUGUGUCAACGCCGCUGUUCUCGUCACGAUUGACAGGCUCUUGACGGUACUUUAUCCCCUUCGCCAUGCCACUAUGAUCCCUGGAAAAUGGGCAUUAAUCAUCGUCACAGCGGCCUCUGUGAUCGCCUUGGUGCUGGCCGUUUCUCUUUUGACGGGCGAUGUUGAAGUUGCCUACAACAACGCCGCCGUUAUGUGCCUGAUCAAAUGGUCCAUUGGCACGACCCCGUACCUCAUUCGGCUGGUAGUGUUGGGGGCCUACACGGCUUUCAUUCCCGCUGGGAUUUUAAUCGGCGGCUACGCCAAAUUGUACCUGAUCGCGCGGCAGCACGCCUGCCGCCGCGCCCAGCUGCAAAGGGGGGCCGUGCGCGCCUCAAGCUCCCGUCGCAAAAUCUUGGACGGCCCGGCCAAGGGCCUACGCGCACUCAAGAUGUGCAGCCUGAUUGCCAGCACGUUCUGCGUGGCGUGGACGCCCUACAUCGCCGUGUCCUUCCGGAACUACGCCGUGAAGAGCGAAGCUCCUCCGCUGGUCGACUUCCUCGUAAACUGGCUCUGCAUUUGCAACAGUUGGUGGGACGUCAUCAUUUAUUUCUUAAUGGCAAAGGAGUUCCGGAGGACUGCGCUGAAAGUUGUUCAAAACUGUUGGUUGAAAAACAAGCCCAACUAUAGCAACGGACUCCGAGUGUCCAGUGUCGCCGAAUCAUAA